AGUUCCUCUUUACCGGCAGCGUGUGAAAAACUCGUGGCCUUUUCCCCUGUCAUCACCAUUCGUUCCACUUUUCUUUCUUCCUAUUCCAUUUUUUUUCCACCAAGUUUGAAGCUUUCCAGUUUUUCAACCACACCGAUCUUCUUCUUGUCACUAAUUUAGAGUACAAAUCGAAACCGUAGCCAUAAGCAAAACACAAGACAAUACAGAUCGAAAUUUUCAGACUCCACACUCCCUUUAUUCUUCACCUCCAAGGUUCCGGAAAGGAAUUGAAAUUGGGAACGAAAUUCUGAGGAUGCUUUGGGGAAAAUAGUGAAAAAAAAGGGGGGAAAGGAGGUAUAUUUAUUAAUUUAGUUGGGUAUAUUUAACAAUUGCCUUGACCUAAUCCAAAAAAAAAAAACCCUCUCUGAAAUUCAGCUUUCCUAUUCGAAUUCGAUAACCGAACACCGACGGGUAAAACCUCAUCAAUCGUUCUUCUUCGACUUUGUUACGUAUCUUCUUCCUCUGAUCCCUUACCCCUUUAUAUCAUUUCAGGAUGGAAGGUAGGCUUGCUGAAGAACUUUAUGCUGAAAGUUUGCAACUGUCAAAAUUAGAACUGACAUCCACCAGUGCUGAUGAUCAAGAAAACAAGGCGAACGAUUGUGAUGAUGAUGAUUUGAGUUUGUGGGAUGAUUCUGAUGACAAGUUGGAGAGCUUGUCGGAUUUGGACAGGGAGUGGCAGAGGAGGCAUGACCAAUUUCAUACGAUCGGGUAUCGAGAUGGUCUUAUAGCGGCGAAGGAGGCUUCUGCACAGGAAGGGUUCAAUAUCGGUUUUAAACAAUCGGUCCUUGAUGGUUACAGUUGGGGUGUUGUAAGAGGUGUUACCAGUGCUUUUUCUCAUCUUCCACGUCAAUUAAAAGCAAGGUUGAUUGAAACACAAGAAAAAAGGAAUGAAUUCCAAGGCCUGUAUGAAUCCGUGCAUUCUUUGUCAACAACAGAUGCCCUCAGAUUGUUUAGUAAAGAAAUCAAAGCACAAGAAGCUUUGGAACAGAGUGAACACUCAGAAGUUAGCCAUCACACAGCUGGUUUACAAGAGCAGCCUUCCCAUGGCUCUCAAUUGAGAAGUUAUCGUGGACAACUUGAAUCUCUGCUUUGUGAUUUUCCUGCCAUUGAUAUUCAUUUACCUGAACCAAAAUAAAUGGUGAUCUAUAAUUGUCAAGUAUAUUUGGCUUGAGUUACAUACGACACUGUUUGUGUUGUUUACUUCACAUCAGAACGUCUUGCUUUUUAUCUUGAAUUAACACAGAAGAAAAAAAAAACAUUUGAUCACUACAAA
This is a messenger RNA of Glycine soja, 1312 nucleotides long. RefSeq lists its product as uncharacterized. Bases 533 to 1174 code for a protein of 213 amino acids. The record is from RefSeq and is a predicted model, not a curated record. The transcript is spliced from 5 exons. Lineage: Eukaryota; Viridiplantae; Streptophyta; Magnoliopsida; Fabales; Fabaceae.